Molecule: messenger RNA, 241 nt
Organism: Gongylonema pulchrum
Lineage: Eukaryota; Metazoa; Nematoda; Chromadorea; Rhabditida; Gongylonematidae
Source: the annotation of a GenBank genome assembly
AUGACGCGCAACCAAACGCAACAAUGGAGACUCGGGUUGCUGGCCAGGGACAACCGAAAAAAGUUGGCCGAUGGUCGCUGGCCCAGUUGCGCCAAACUGAUGGUAUUAUUCCUUCGCAAGCCGGCUGGAACAAAGGAGAUUCGCAAAAAUUGAUGACCAAUUUUGGUACACCACGAAAUACACAGACGAAAAUCAAAGCCGAAAAUCUCCCGGUAUUCUUUGUUUGCUCUUCAGUUUGAUU